GCACACCAGAGGCCGGCUUCCUGGCAGAGCGUGGGAGCUGCUUAUUGCAGUACGGUUGUGCCCUCUGAUGAUGUGACCGUGGUUUAUCAAAAUGGGUUACCUGUGAUAUCUGUGAGGCUACCAUCUCGGCGUGAACGCUGCCAAUUCACACUCAAACCUAUUUCUGACUCUGUUGGUGUGUUUUUACGGCAACUGCAAGAGGAGGACCGGGGAAUCGACAGAGUUGCAAUCUACUCACCAGAUGGCGUUCGAGUGGCUGCCUCCACAGGAAUAGACCUCCUCCUCCUCGAUGACUUUAAGCUCGUCAUUAACGACUUAACAUACCAUGUACGGCCACCAAAGAGAGGUAAAAGCAGCCUUGACCUUCUAAGCCAUGAAAAUGCAGCAACCCUGAAUGAUGUGAAGACGCUGGUCCAGCAGCUCUACACCACGCUGUGCAUCGAGCAGCAUCAGCUCAACAAGGAGCGGGAGCUCGUGGAGAGGUUAGAGAACCUCAAGCAGCAGCUGGCCCCCCUGGAGAAGGUACGAAUUGAAAUCAGCAGGAAAGCUGAGAAGAGGACGACUCUGGUGCUAUGGGGUGGCCUUGCCUACAUGGCCACACAGUUUGGCAUUUUGGCCCGGCUUACCUGGUGGGAAUAUUCCUGGGACAUCAUGGAGCCGGUCACCUAUUUCAUCACAUAUGGAAGUGCCAUGGCCAUGUAUGCAUAUUUUGUGAUGACACGCCAGGAAUAUGUUUAUCCAGAAGCCAGAGACAGACAAUACUUAUUAUUUUUCCAUAAAGGAGCCAAAAAGUCUCGUUUCGAUCUAGAGAAAUACAAUCAACUCAAGGAUGCAAUUGCUCAGGCAGAAAUGGACCUUAAGAGACUGAGAGACCCGCUGCAAAUACAUCUGCCCCUCAGACAGAUCGGAGAAAAGGACUGAUCUGCGAAGAUCGUGAAUCCCAGCAGAGAAAGCACCUGUUUUAACUCAUGCCUUUUUAAUCAAAGCAUUGCAGGUGGAAGCGGGGGCCACAUGGGGGAGAGGGUUUUUACCUUUAAUUCUAAAACAAAACACGAAAAGGAUCUUAGGGAAGAAAGGGAUGUUAAAUUCUGAGGAUCAGGCAUCAUGGAAUACAAGUGCAAAGGGCUUUGUGAAUCUUGUCUUAAGCAUCUCCGUUUCCAAAUGAGAAUGACGCAGUUACAGCUGAGAGAACGAAGCAAGGUUGUUGCUGGGGUGUUUGUCUCUUGCAUCUUUGCAAGUUCUGCAAAACACUAACACACCAGCACCCCACUAAGAUGCAGUUUUCUUUUUUGCUUUUUUUUAUUUAAAGUUUCUUUUUUUUGACAUAGGAAUAAAUAACUAUAUAAGAAAGCAAAUCCUUAUGAAUUGUGGUUGGCAGAGUCUGAGCCAGUAAGGUUAGCCUUCAUCUUAAGCUGGACCCAGUCUCUGUGAAGUUACCAGGAAUCUCUCCAUCCUGAGUCCCUCUUCUGACCAGCUACCUACUUAUGUAAACCUGCUGGUUACACUACUUUUAUCCAAAUAAUCAUUGGAAUCAACUUAUGACUGUUUGAUGAUUGACAGUUGGAUUAUCUCUUCAUGAGUUCUCAUGUCUAUCUCCCAGGACUCUGAAUUGCUCGCUGUUUAGAAAUCACUGGCAACUGCAUGAGGUUUUAAUUGUCUUUUGUUUUAUUUUUUUUUUUACUAAUUAGUCUUCAGAGAAGGAAAAGAUUCCCUUCUUUAUAUACUGAUCCCAUUGAUAACCCCCACUUCUCCCAUAUCACAGGUCAGAGGGCCAGUGUUCAUCUGUGUUACCAAAUGAGGAGGGUGUAAGGUUUACAAAUCAGCUAAAAAUCAUGACUCCACAGCUGAUUCAGAACCGAGAUAACCUUGGUUAGUCUAAGACACACACUUCCUCACCAUUGUGAGCCCUCCCGACUCUAUCACUACAGUGGCUGUAACUCAAGGGCGGAUCUCAAAGGGUGCAGUUAUCUUUAUACAUGAAUACCUUUCUAUGGCUUCCUUUAGCCUACCUUCUCCACCCUGUUUUUUUUUUUUUAAUAUUAAAUUGAGAGACAGAAGAAUUAAUCUUAUACUCUUAUCAGAAUGUUUUCUACUAUAUUUCCAGAUGGCACCUGCACUCGAAAAGCCUAAGAAAUCUCUAUCUACUGUCAUGUUUUUAACUGUUUCAGGGGCAGGACGGCAAGAAUGAUGGGGGUGUGCCAAGCAGCUGAUUGGUUUUUGGCUUUUUCUUUUCCCUUCAUGUGAUUCAUCCCUCCUUGUGGGGCAAGGGAUUCCCUUUUCCUCCUCCUUUUGGGAUCGUUGCGUAUGAAAGAAAACCUUCAAAUGACAAACCCAGACUCCAGGUGUCUUGCAGAGGUUGAAGGCCAACCUGGACUGCUGCUUCUGACAGCACCCUUCACUGGCAUGACAGAGAGAGGAUGCAUGUCUCAGUCCCCAGCCUCCUACUUCCUUCCUGUUGUUCACCCUCUUCCUCGUCUCUUUUUGUUGUGUGGGUUAUUUUUAAACCAUUCAUCCUGUCUGUGUGCAGGGUUCUUAAGAAGGAGAGGCACAGUGCAAUGAGUGAUUCCUCUGGGCGGUGUGGGAGGCAGGGGGGGUGUGAGCAAAAUGUUGAACACAUGUACAAUCCUGUAUCAUUUAUGAAAUAUGUAUAAAAAGCAAUGUACCUUCUGGAACAAUAAAUACUUAUUCGAUUUUUGAA
Cricetulus griseus (Chinese hamster) is the source of this 2698-nucleotide messenger RNA. NCBI's taxonomy places the organism in Eukaryota, Metazoa, Chordata, Mammalia, Rodentia, Cricetidae. The record is from RefSeq and is a predicted model, not a curated record.